Molecule: messenger RNA, 849 nt
Organism: Ipomoea triloba (trilobed morning glory)
Lineage: Eukaryota; Viridiplantae; Streptophyta; Magnoliopsida; Solanales; Convolvulaceae
Product: probable protein phosphatase 2C 55
Exons: 1
Coding region: 1-849 (282 amino acids)
Source: RefSeq, a predicted model, not a curated record
AUGGUGGUCAUAAUGAAAAGAAAGCAUUCAUCAAAGCCUAGUACUAGGGUUUCUCUCCAAACCCGAGAGGACAAGGGCUUGGCCCAGCGGAGCACAACCAAAAUGGUCGCUGACGUGUUCUAUAUACCCAAAUACAAUCCGGCGAAGCCUCUCGGAGAAGACUCCCACUUUAUCUUUUCGGAGGCACAGACGAUCGGCGUGGCUGACGGCGUCGGCGGCUGGGCAAAGAAAGGCAUUGACGCCGGAGCGUACGCUAGAGAGCUGAUGUAUAACGCCAUCCAAUCCGUCCGUCAUCAGAGAAACACAGUUGGCAGUGUGGACCCCAUGACAGCCCUCGACGAAGCCUACGCGGACACUGACGUGGACGGCUCAUCCACGGCGUGUAUCUUGACGUUAGUUGACGACUGCGCAAUCGCCGUUAACGUAGGCGACAGCGGCUUCGCUGUCCUACGUGGCGGCCGAACCGUCUUCCGCUCCCCGCCUCAGCAGACCCGGUUCAACUGCCCGGUUCAGCUGGGGAAAACGAGAGGCGACCCGACCGCCGCCGAGAAAUUCGAGGUGAAGGUGAAACCGGGAGAUAUCAUCGUAAUGGCGACGGAUGGAUUGUUCGACAACGUUUAUGAAUUCGAGCUUUUAGAUUUGGUUUACGGAGCUGACGAUAAGAAGAGUCCGCUGAAGAAGCCACCGAUGAAUUUGGCGAGGAAGAUUGCACGGUACGCGCUUAAGAAUUCCCUCAACGCAGACUUCCUUUCUCCAUUCUCUGAGGGGUAUAGGAUCGCCGGAAUCAACGAGCAUGCCAUCGGCGGCAAGUACGAUGAUAUAACAGUGAUAGUUGCUUAUAUUCAAUAA